CCGCCUUUCCAUCUCCACUGACUGACGAUGCCCAGCAACGGAGCGACGUCGAGCGAGGGCCACGCGCGCUUCUCGCACAUUGUCAAGUCCAGCGAGGAGUCGGCCUACCUCAGCGCGGCGCCGGACCUCGUCGUCGUCGUCCUCGAUGUGGACCCGUAUGCGUGGGCCGCCGUGGACUCCUCUUCGACGGGACACCUGCUGCGCAAGGUCGUCGUGGAGCUCUGCAUCUUCCUCAAUGCCCACACGGCCAUCCGGCACGAAAAUUCCGUUGCUGUCUACGCUGCAGCACACAACCGGGCCGAGCUGCUGUUCAGCAACGCGCCGCUGAACAGCCAGCAGACAAAGUCGGCGAGGCUGGUCGCUGAGCGAGGCGGGAGCAAGCCAGAUGCCAACACCUACCAGCCCUUCAAGCUGGUCGACGACGCUGUACUUGAAGGUGUCUCGGACUUUCUCGAGGCUUCGAAACCAGCUGCUGAUGGAGAGGCGCGGGCAGACGAGGAAAGGCAUUCAACGGGCAUCGUGUCGGCGCUUGCCCAGGCCCUCUGCCACAUCCACCGGCUCUCGCUCUCGAAUGCGACGGGCGCGGACGCCUCAGCGGGUAUGGGCUCCGUCUCGAUCCACGGUAGCGGGACCGGAGGUGCAGGCUCCGCAGGUCGAUCAGGAGCAGGGACCGCGCGGGGAGGAUACAAGAGCAGGAUCCUGGUCCUGAGCGCAUCGCCCGACAGCAGCAGCCAGUAUGUCCCCGUGAUGAAUUGCAUCUUUGGGGCGCAAAAGAGGGGCGUUCUGAUCGACGUGUGCAAGCUGUUCGGGACCGACAGCGUGUUCCUGCAGCAGGCGAGCCACCUGACUGGUGGCACCUACUUUCGGAUCAAGGACAUCAGCUUGCUUCUGCAAACAUUGAUGGCCGCAUUCUUGGCCUCACCGACGCUUCGAAGCCAGAUCCGGUUGCCGUCGAACGACGACGUCGAUUUCCGAGCUGCCUGCUUCUGCCACGGCAGAAUCGUCGACGUGGGCUAUGUCUGCUCCGUGUGUCUAAGCAUCUUCUGCUCGCCGCGAGAGCGCUGCAUUACCUGCCGCGCCGUCUUCCCUCAACGCACCCUCGAUCGGUACGAAUCGGAAAAGGAGACGUAUGUCGCUUCUGCUGCCGCUGCGUCCUAGAAUCCUCUUCUUUGCAACUUUACAUCCUGUACUUUUAGCAUUACUACCAAUGUAUUCGUCUUUGACAUC
Acaromyces ingoldii is the source of this 1227-nucleotide messenger RNA. Its product is annotated as transcription factor Tfb4. Gene Ontology annotation, cellular component: transcription factor TFIIH core complex; transcription factor TFIIH holo complex. The coding region runs from base 28 to 1158 and encodes 376 amino acids. The record is from RefSeq and is a predicted model, not a curated record. Lineage: Eukaryota; Fungi; Basidiomycota; Exobasidiomycetes; Exobasidiales; Cryptobasidiaceae. Gene Ontology annotation, biological process: regulation of DNA-templated transcription; nucleotide-excision repair. The transcript has 4 exons.